AUGCAAUACGCCGGAACAAUUUCGCCGCCGGUGCUAAAUUUCACGUCGGUAAAAUUGCCGAGAAUUUUCAACUCUAGAGUUCCGGUUUUGCUUUCUGAAGGGAGAGCAAAUGAUGUUGCUUUCUAUGACCAUGUCCGUAAGAGACAACAUAAUUUGUCUGUUCUUUCUGUGUGUGCACGGAGAUUGAGCCGUCAUAGGAAAUCCGUUACUUAUAUAACAGCGGCCUCGAGUGGUGGUGAAGGCUCGGUGUCUGAGCUGGACGAUAAUGUGAGAAAGUUAGUGCAGGCUUUGCUAUGGACUGCAGAGGGCAUCUACAUCGGAGAUCCUGUUUGGGCCAUUAGUUCAGAAACAAUUAAUGAAUUGAUCGGCCUCUCUCUCAAUUUCUUCUUCAUACUGCCAUUGACAAACAUUGGUAAUAUUAUUCUUCAAGUUCGUUGUAAAAUUCUUUUUCCAUUACUUAUUUCGAAUCUCUCUGUUGAUACAUAUAUAAGUUGUCAUUACAUUAUAAUUUUAAGAAUAGCCGGUUUUCAUUUAAUCGAGGCACCGGUGCUUCAUCCGAUGUCCGAAGGCUUGUUCAACUUUGUAAUUGGGUGGACAGUCAUGUUUUCUCCUCUGCUUUACACUGAUAAAAGGAGAGACAGAUUCAAGGGAUCACUUGACGUUCUUUGGGGCUUUCAGAUGUUCCUCACAAACACAUUCUUAAUCCCUUACAUGGCUUUACGUCUGAACAAGGCUGAUACGGAAAACACACCAAAAAGCACCUCUCAGCUGGGUUCAGUUAUGACGAAAGGGGCAGCUGCAGUUGGGCUGAUUAGUGGGCUUGUAUGUUUUUUCUCGAUAUUGUGGGCCUUAUAUGGUUGUGCGGAUGGAGAUUUUGGUGAUUUACGAGCGAGAUGGGAGUUCGUGUUGGGCUAUCUUGCGUCCGAGAGGCUUGCUUAUGCUUUCAUUUGGGAUAUCUGCCUGUACGUAGUUUUCCAGCCAUGGUUGAUUGGCGAUAACUUGCAAAACCUCGAGAAGGAUAAAAUCGAUUUAGUUAAAUUUCUUAGGUUUAUACCUGUAGUUGGCAUGAUUGCUUACUGUCUUUUCUUGAAAGUUGACAAGGAGAAGUAGCUGUUAAGUAUAUGUUAUGUUUAGAUUGUAAUGUUAUUAUACUGAGGUUAAGUAGACUCCAUUAACAAAAGUCAAAAUGGAUCAUCAGACACAAUAAAGGAACUUUUAAGUUUGAGUAGGUCAUUUGUUUGUAUGAACAAAUGAUCUUUUUUUGGCCAAAAUCUAUUUUUACUUAAAAAGCAACCCAGCGAAAUUGGACAACCAUGGGGUGUAUAUAUGAAC
Messenger RNA from Striga asiatica, 1332 nucleotides. NCBI's taxonomy places the organism in Eukaryota, Viridiplantae, Streptophyta, Magnoliopsida, Lamiales, Orobanchaceae. The record is from the annotation of a GenBank genome assembly.